AUGAAUAUUUAGUAAUAACCAAUAACAAAGAAUGAAUAAAAUUUUGAAAAAAAUUAGAAUGAUACUUUUUAAUAUAGACUUCAUAAAUAGUAUUCAGUCUAACAAAAUAAGUGGUGCAAGGCAAUUGCAUUUAAUAAAAAUAGUACAAUCUUAGCAAUUGGCUGUAAUGAAAUUAUAAAAUUAUAUGAAUUUAAAGAAGGGGAUCUAAAAUUAUUUAAGAGCAUUUAGGGUCACAGUUUUGAUGUAAAUUGUUUAAAAUGGUCAAAUUAUUAAAAUCAACUUAUAUCAGCUGGAUAUGAUGGAAAAAUUUUAUUUUGGUCAAUAAAUUCCAUAAAUCAUUAAAAAUUAAUAAUGAAAUUUGUAAUACAUUCUUUAUCUAUAACCUGCUUAAUUAUGAACACUCAAGAAAAUUUUCUAAUAACAGGGAGUAUGGAUUAAACAAUUUAAAUUAUGAAUUAAAAUUAUUAGAAAUUUGAUUGGAAUACUUUUCAAGUUAUAAAGGAACAUGUUGAUACAAUAUUUGCAUUAAGCUUAAGUUAAAAUUAGAAAAAAUUGAUCUCUUGUGGAUAUGAUAAUCUAAUUAUAGUUUUAGAAAAUAAUGGAUUAGCUACUCAGAAAAACUAUUGGAUUGUCAAACAAAAGAUUAUUACAAAUGUUCAUGGAUAUCGAUUAUGCUUUUUAAAAGAUUAUUUAUUUGCUUUUUAACCUUACAAUAAAGAAGAAUUGUGGAUAUUUGAUGAUCAGAAUCUAUAAAAACAGUUUAAAAGCUCAAAAAUUAUUCAAAUUAAAAGUGAAUGUGACGAUUUUGCAUCUUUAUUUCCUUAAUAGUUUAUUCAAAACAAAAGAAUCAUCUUAUCAAAAAAUGGAAAUUUUAUUCAUUUGAUUAAAUUCCUUGAUUAAGAUGACUUUUAAGUCAUAUAAGAGAUUGAUUUUGGAGAUUAAUGUAUUUAUGGAUAACUGAGCCCCAAUGGAAAGUAUUUGGUAACAUGGGAUAAUAAAUCCAAUUUUAUCUAAAUCAGAUUGCUUGAUGAAUAAUAAUGA
Messenger RNA from Paramecium sonneborni, 1041 nucleotides. The record is from the annotation of a GenBank genome assembly. NCBI's taxonomy places the organism in Eukaryota, Ciliophora, Oligohymenophorea, Peniculida, Parameciidae.